Nematocida ausubeli is the source of this 2322-nucleotide messenger RNA. RefSeq lists its product as uncharacterized. The transcript has a single exon. The record is from RefSeq and is a predicted model, not a curated record. The coding region runs from base 1 to 2322 and encodes 773 amino acids. Lineage: Eukaryota; Fungi; Microsporidia.
AUGCAUGGGAGAAGAGCUUUAGUCACUUUCGCAUUUGCGUUUAUAAUACGCAUUCAUAUGAUAUUGUGUGUAGAAGAGGCAGAUAUAGAUAAAAAGAUUCUUGACAACCUUCCAAACACAAAUAGCACAGAAGAGCCAUUCUUUCUAAAGAUAAACAAUUCUCUUACUGCAGAUGUGAAUGAUGUUUUGGCAAAUCAGAAACACAUAGACAAAACCCCAUUUUUAAUACACGUUACAAAUGUAUCUAAGAAGCUGUUUGCUGCUGUUGAUAAGAUGCGCACAGAAAAUCUAUCCAAACCAUGCAUAGCAUAUAUAGAUACUCCUAGCAAGAUUAUCUCGGGCACAUGGAAGAAGAAACUUCGGAACACCAUUACGCUCCGUGGUGUAGCCAUGCUCUCCAACAAAGUGAUUGUUAAACAUAAAAAUGGAAAAGACCAGCUAGUUGACUUAUGUGGUGUGCCAGAGGAGAAAGUAAUUGUUAUUGAGAAUGAAACUGCGGCAGACACAUCUGAAAAAGUAGAUGUUGCAUCUGAUAUAAAGAAAAAGAGCCUCUAUGUAGCAAAUAGUCCAUACUCUCUUCCAGAUGGAUUAUAUGUCCUAUACGCAGGUGCAAGCCUGCAUAUUAACGUGGAUAUAAAAAACAAGGCCAUUCAUAAGAUGUAUAUUCGCGCAGUCAAGGAAAGCCCAGAAAGAGACACCACUGGUCUUUGCAAGAGAGGCCCAUACAGCAGAAGAAUGUACGAAGCAUUUGCUGAAGUUUCUACAAUGAACAUUGCCUUAAGCAUUACAGACACUGACAUCUUCCAGAUCAAGCACGGAAAAUUGUUUGUACAAUCUGGUGGGAUUGAGAUGGAAGUAGAUCGAAAAACCAUGAGCAUUCAAAUUCAUGCCCAUACGCAUGCCUUCUAUCCGCUUGGCUUAGUAAAAGAAGUAAAGAAAAAAUGGAUGUUUAAAGAAUGCCUCAAUAAGUUCCGUGUGAACCAUCCUCUUCUUAAAUACGACAGCUCUGAAAUGGUAUAUCUAUACAACCGACCUCGAAGGCAUCUAGUAGAAUUAUUUGAGCCGCACACCCGGUCAAAGCAGUCACCUCUCAAGAGAGUUAUGAUAAGUGGGAUUUGGCGUCCUUCCGGCCUAGGCAUGGUAUCAAAUAGAUUUCUGCUUGAGCUUGCUGCAUACCAGGAUCUAUUUGUUAGAGCAGAUGCAUACAACCACUGGGAUAUCACCAGCCCCCGUGGAAUUAACUACUUCCUCGCUCAGCUCUACUUGCUGGAAAGUGGGCAAACAUCGAAAGCAAAAGCAAUGUAUCCAGAAGGAUCUUUCUCCACACCAGGGGUGGAAAUCCAAAAUAAAUUCCCUGCUAUUGCUCCUUUGGUGCGCAGUGGAUAUCCCCGAAUAUUCAUGCACUUGCCAUGGGAGUUUAGCCACAUUCCGCAUGCGUGGACAGAGCCCAUUCGAAAGGCAUCCUCUGUCCAGAUUCUGGUGCCUUCUGAAUUUGCCCAGAAGGUGCACAUGCGGGCAGACAUUUCAAAAAAAAGAAUUCACAUAAUACCGCACGGUGUUGCAUAUAAAUCUCAAAGAAACAUGUGGCUGCUGGAAAAAAACCAGAGCUCUAUGUCAAUAAAGUCUCUCUUUAAUGCACCUGAUGACUACGUUAGGUUUGUUAUGAUCAGCGGGUAUUUGAAGAGAAAGGGCAUUGACAUUGGAAUCCGUGCAUACACAAAAGCCUUUAAGCACUCCGACAAAGUGGUGCUUCGCGUGCACUGCGCAUAUGGAGACCGCCCUGUGUCAAAUUACCUGAAAACGCUUAUUCAAGAAAACAAGCGAAGGCGCGGCCCAAAAAUAAUAUACACUGAAGGAUAUAUGUCAGACAAAAAAAUACGUGGGCUUUUAAUGCACGCGCACUACAAUAUAGCCCCAUAUAGAGGUGAGGGCUUUGGCAUGAACAUUCUUGAUGGUGCUGCGCAUGGUGCUGUUCCCAUCGUAACCAAAACACAGCCCGCCACAGAGUUCUGCUCGAAAAAAGGAACAUUCUUUAUUCGAUGCAAGCCAUGCACUGUGACUGGCCUCCCUAUUAGAAAGUAUCUCACACACUAUACCAUGUUUGGCGCGCUGAUCAAAAAGCCCCCUACCUGGUAUAAUCCCAGUGAGAAGCACUUAGUAAAACUCCUACAGAAGGCAGCAAAGAUUGCGCAUUCUCCAGAGUAUACAAAAAUGAAGAAUGCUUCUGUUGAGAGCGCAUCCAAGCAAACCUGGACCUCUGUGAUUUCCCAGCUAAGAAAUUUACUUUUUUCGAAAGAAGUGAGUAAGCUUAGAAAAUCUUAG